UACGUAAAUCUCUCUGAAAUGCAAUCACAACAGCUAUCGGUGCUGUAAAUUACUACUGAAACACAACACUCAAUGAAAUGCGGCCGAAGAAGCGAAAAUUUGCAAGUCACCAGACUUGACUGUGGUGACUUUGUUUUGCAGAAAUAUGCAGGUACCUUGCUGGCUAUUCCAUGCUUUUUAAAGACGGGCAGGCGUAGACAGGCCAACUUUACUUGGUAGCAGUGACGGGUUGCGACGUAGGGCUCUUAUAGGCCCAAAAUUGUAUCUAUAAAUUUCACAGUUAAUUCACUACUCAUAUAUAUCUGAAUGUAUGUAGCUGAAAUGGACAUUUAGGCCUAAAUUUUGAUUUUAUGAAGAAGAAUACCUACGGAUGGUUUUGUAUUAUCUAGUUCAUUCAGUAUCCUAUCGGGUCAAUAUCAGGCUGGUGACUAAAACACACAAACAGACGAAAGUGCCAAUGUCCUGGAAAAUUGUUAUUAGAACAGUAUAAAUACGUAAGACGAGAUGGACCAUAUUGAAAAAGCAAGCAGGAACAAGGGAUUAUCAAAGAAAAGAUUUGAAAGGGAAAUCUUUGAGUUAUCAGCAAAAAUCAAAGACAUCGAAGAGAAGCUUAAAUCUCUUAAUCCAAAAAUACCAGACAAAUCACACUAUGCAGCCCUAAGGAGUGAACACCAAGGAAAACUCAGUGAUGUAAAGGCACAGAGAGAUAGCCAGUUUAAAGAAAAACGCAUUGUGGAUGCACAACUGCGGGAAGUCAAUCAAGAAGUCCAAACCAAGAAUGAUGCCAUUGGCAAGUUGAAAAGCAAUCUGAAGUACAAGAAUGUUGAAAAGGUGGAUAAUGUCAUAAGGAGGCUUGAGGCUCAGCUUCAAAGGAUGCAAAUGAAAGCAUCAGAAGAGCGAAGAAUGCGCCAAGAAAUCUCAGAUUUGCAGGGAUCAAAAACAAAAAUCCAAGACCUGAAAGAUUUGGAAGGGGAAGUUAUUCUACUCAGAGCUAAACAAAAAGAUCUUAGAGCUCGUCGAGAUGAGAAUCUACAACUAAUAACAUCUAUUAAACGAGAGGAAACUGAAGCAAAAUCAGUAUUAGAACAACAUAAGAAAGCAGAGGAUGAAGAAUGGGCGAUAUACAAAGAGAACCUAUCGAGAAGAGAUCAACUAAGAAACCAAAGAGACUCACUACUAAAGAGAAAGAGAGAGUUGACUGAUCAGUUUAGAAAGAACCAGAGCUCUCUCCGUGAUAUUUGGGCACGAAAGGACUUGCAGUGGGGACAUUUGUUGAACGAUCAAGAUUCAAAAUCGAAAGAACAGAAUCCAAUGCAAGGCCUACAGAUUGUAACUGAAAGAAAGAAACCGUUUGAAGACGAUAUAAUGCAUUGUAAUGUAUUGCUCUCCUUCUUGGAAAAAUAUGAGACACAAACUGACGGGAAGGAGUUUGAAGGAUCUGAGCAGAAAACAGCGCAAGAAGUUUCAUCUGAGCCUAAAGAUGACAUUUACCAAGGAGUAAAACGAAGGCCUAGCAAGCGCGAACGACGUAGAAAACAACAUUUUGCUGAGGCCUCAAAAAAGCUUGAGCUCCAUGUCUCUGUUCUUGAGCGUUUCGUUUCGUUGGGCAUCCAACCACCGGCUUCUUUGGUUGAUUUACCACGAGCAAAAUCAGCAAUUGAGGAGAAAAAGAAAUAUUUUAUGGAGAAACAGUUAUACAUCACAAAACAGUCGAGCAUUAAGCGCGCGAAAUCGAACCCAUUUAUCGUACCCAUGUCAAAUACAGACAAUUUACUAACGACGAAUAAUAUUGGUCUUGACAUGGAAGCAGGAACCAAUGGACCGGAGGAGGAAAAUCAAAGGAAAAAUAGUUUCUUCUAUAAUCGUAGGAGACACAAAAGUUGCCCCUCGCUACACAAAACUGUAGACGAAAGCUCUGAUAAAGAUGCCCAAUUCUUAAGAAAUGAAACCUCGGACAGGGAUUCAACUCAAUCAAUCAGCGGCAGCAACAGCGAGUACGAGCCCGAGUCACCGAGAAGUACGACGUCAUCAUCAAGUUUCGGCAAAUUUCGAUCUAGUUACGAUGACCUCAAGGCAGCUACCAGUGAAUUACCAACAGGUUUCAUUGAAUCCCGAUCGCCUGAUAGCGAAGAAAAACUGCAGUUUUACUAUGAUGAUGAGAGGGAGGCCAAAGAUUCUCGAUUUGAUGAUAGCCGCAAGAGUUCGAAAUUCCAGCUUAAGGUUCACUUUGCCAAUGAUAUUCGAGAAGUUCUGGACGAUGCAAACGUCCUACAUGGUGGAUCAAUGGAAUAUGGGCAUGAGCGGGGAGCUAAGAACAAGCAGAGAACUGGGAACGAGCACGGAGCUGGUGACGAGGUAGAAUCAGGUUCUGUAUUAAACAGUGAAAACCUACAUUCAGAUCAAAGCAAAGGUCUGAAAAUGGGUGUGAAUGGAAAAGAGGUUCCAGUAGAGCAAAAAGAAGCAAUAGUCGGGCAGUCUUCCGUAGGAAUCCCUAUACAUAUGAAUAAACCUUUUAGUAAUCAUGGUUGGCAAGACGAAGAUUUAGCUGUUGAAAGCCAAUUUCGUAGGUUGCACCGAGUCGAAAGUGGGCAGCACUAUUCUUCGGGUGAUGAUGAAUAUAAUGAUAGCAAGGGAUUUACUGACGCAAGCGAACUGCAGUUUUCAAUGGAUGACUCGCCGUCAAAUUCAUGCGUUGAACAGCAGUCGACUGCGCAGAACAUUAAGUCAGGUGGCAUCAGCUCUACUCGUUUUAGUCAUCAAGUGACCGAUGCAUUGCCCAGUCAGCCACGAUCGACUGGCGGUUGCAGUCCAAGGAGGUCAAUGGGAUGCCUUGAUAAAAACGAUGAAAGCGUUGAAGUAACGACCUAACCUAGUAUUUUUAUCAAUUAUAGUAGAUAAUUUAUACAUAUGCUGCCACUUGAAAUCAUAUAAUGCAUCUGGCAUGUGUUAGAUGUUUAGUUAUGCCCGUCUCGCGAAUGAAAAGUGUUUCCACACCCCACUUGACACGCAAGCCCCCUUUUCUUACAUUGUUGCUUAGCAAUUGGAUUUUCCAAAAUUAAAUUGCACUCUAUUUUAUACGACCGUUCAUGAGGAGAUUUGGCCAGAUAGUUUAAUAGAGAUUAGAAACAAAUGAAUAAAGCAUCCAAUACAGCCAAUUUAGACUGCAGAAGUGAAGGUCGACCUUUCUGACCGCAACAAGUGAAGAAGCCUAUUCUCAGUCCUAAUAAGCACCCCCAUUCGUUUUUACGCUUGAAAGUACAGUUAGUUAAUCGUAUUAGAAAAUUUUCCAAGACCCCAUUUUAUUCUUACUCCAAUAGAGUGUGCAGAUAAUUGUUUUGCUAAUAUUUCUCCGGCUAGAUUAUCAAUUUGGGGAUUAAGUAACUAUAAAGAAAGACUCUCCUAACUCUGAAAACCAGAGUUUCUAAUAAAGGCCGACAGACAGAGAUGAUCCGUAGCCAGCAAAAUCAUGAGUACAAGUUGACAUUAUGAGAGCAGCAAGCAACUCAUGCAAAUUUAAGAAAUUAUAGAAUUAUUAUAGAAUUAUAGGAUCGGUCCCAAACAAGAAUAAGAAUAGAGAUUCUAUAUUCUGUGCUUUCGUGUGGUGCUGCUGGCGUGAUGUCAGAUAUAUUAAAACUGGCCCAUCCAAUUAUAACUGAGAAUUUAGAUUUGCACACCUUUCCUAUAUUUUCAUUUACUCAUUGGCUUACACGAAGCGGUGCAUUUUUGAUGUGUGUUCUCUGUGUUCUUUACAAGGCAAAAGGAUACAGAGCGUGUCAGAUGGUGUCGCUUGCCUGUUAUCAGUGCACCGAUAUAAAAUGCUUUUAUGUAACAGUCAAUCCUUCAUCGCGUCAAGGGAGGGCGCUUGUUUCUAAGUCACGGUGAUAUAGAAAUUUUGUCUUAUAAAGAUGAUAGUUUGCAGCGCCAUUUAUGUACAAAGUUUAGGUUUUUAAAUUUUAGGAUUACCUGACAACUAUUCUAAGCGUCUUUUAGUAAGAUGCCGUCCGGGUUCAGAAUAUGUUCGUGUAAAUAUUCUUUGCACUUAGGCCGUUUUUUAAAUCUUCCUCUAAUGUUCUUGCUUCAAGGUUUUCAGCAGGAAUAAUCAAUAUUUUGAGGGGGUUGAAUGAACACAUUUUGAUAAAGAGGGAAGAAGAGGGCUGGAAGGUAACAAGAACAUUUGUCACUAAAAACAAACGCUAUCGAUUUGUUAUCGAAUAUAUAGACCAAAUUAGAAGCCCGAGCAUAAAACUCAUUUAUACCUAUAAGUUCAUACAUAUUUUGUUAAUUUCAAGUCCCUCUGUGCUCAUUUGUCUAAUAUAUAAAGGUCAUUUUGUACGAUCCUUUGCAUAACUUUUGACUAAACAGGAACAGUCAGGCUCACUCCCAGGGCCUUCGAUGACAAUUGUGCUCAAGUGCCAAUGUCUCUCUUGUCAACAAAAUUAGCGAAUCCUCCUUUCUUUACACUAGUUUUGAAAAUUCUCUGUCUAAGCACCCCCUACAUUCAAAUAUUCCCUCCUUUUGCAACGAAAUUUUUUUCGAGGGAGUCGCACCCCAUACGCACCCCAUAGCAACGCCCCUGUUCACUCCUAAAAUUGAAAAUUACAUGAUAUAAACCCUUACUAUAUCCAUAUUAUAUUGCUGAUGCUUUAAUCUGGGACGCCAAAAGGUCGAGUAACGCCAUUUCCGUAGAAAGUUUCCUAUUGGUUCCCCUAUUAUUGGUCCUAGGACCACGACUCCAGUUUUCAUGGAGUGUGCGGGUCUACUUCGAUUUUAUCAUAAGAUGACAUCUUGCAUCUGCUAUAGCCACUUCUUACAUGUUCUAGUGUGACUUAGCUAGUAAUGGAAUUUCUGAAUAAAUGGCAGUAUAUACUAAUUGAAUCGUCUGAUAUUAACAUAAAAUGUUUGAAUGUUUUUGCUUUCAGAAUUUUGUUACAACAUAGAAUUUUGUUCUGAUGCAUAUAAAGAAUUCGUUA
Rhopilema esculentum is the source of this 4970-nucleotide messenger RNA. RefSeq lists its product as uncharacterized. Lineage: Eukaryota; Metazoa; Cnidaria; Scyphozoa; Rhizostomeae; Rhizostomatidae. Gene Ontology annotation, cellular component: ribonucleoprotein complex; nuclear outer membrane-endoplasmic reticulum membrane network; endoplasmic reticulum. Gene Ontology annotation, biological process: intracellular mRNA localization. Gene Ontology annotation, molecular function: mRNA binding. The record is from RefSeq and is a predicted model, not a curated record.